Cyprinus carpio (common carp) is the source of this 3155-nucleotide messenger RNA. RefSeq names its product TBC1 domain containing kinase. Lineage: Eukaryota; Metazoa; Chordata; Actinopteri; Cypriniformes; Cyprinidae. The record is from RefSeq and is a predicted model, not a curated record. Gene Ontology annotation, molecular function: ATP binding; protein kinase activity. Gene Ontology annotation, biological process: protein phosphorylation.
AGAUGAUGACGCCACGGUCACGCGUCGUUCAGCUGUUCGCUGGCGCGGGGUGAACACGUCAUCGCGCGCCCCAGCCGUUCACAGUCGCCGGAAGACUAAACUGAUCUCUCAAAAUUACAUAUUUAUCAGCAAUAUCAUCAAUGGACACAUGAAUCAAAUGGAGCAGUCUUUCAUUUCAGACAAGCAGUGUGUUUGUUGAGCAUCGGGCGAGUCAUGCAGCCCCUCAGAGAUGCGGAGCUGGGGGCCUCCACCUUCUUCGCUUCUCCUCUUCCUCAUGAUGUGUGCGGCAGCAAUGGGCUUCCUCUCACCCCCAACUCCAUCAAAAUCCUGGGACGCUUUCAGAUCCUCAAGACCAUCACCCAUCCCAGACUGUGCCAAUAUGUGGACAUCUCCAGAGGGAAGCAUGAACGUCUGGUUAUUGUAGCUGAGCACUAUGAAAAAAGCUUGAAGGACCUCCUGAAGCAAGGGAAACCUGUCAGUCCAGAGAAGGUGCUGCAGGUUGCCUAUGAAGUGCUGGAAGGCUUGGAGUUCAUGAAUAAACAUGGCAUGGUGCAUCGUGCUUUGUCUCCCAACAAUGUUCUCCUGGACUGUGAGGGUAAAGUGAAGCUGGCCAAAUUCGGCCUGUAUCAUAUGACCGACCACGGAGCAGAUGUUGACUUUCCUAUUGGGUAUCCAUCUUACCUGCCUCCAGAGGUUAUUGCUCAAGGCUGUUUCUAUUCCAGCGACCCCUCGAUCAUUGAGGCCCCGCUUCCUUCGGGGCCCAAAACAGACGUUUGGUCUCUCGGGGUGCUUCUGUUUGAACUCUGUGUGAUUCUACAGAACAUUAAUAUUAAUGAGAGAAUGAAGUUCAUCUUCACCUUAGGAUGCAUGGAUGACAUAAUCACUGUUCUUGGCGAGGAACACGGGUGCUUAGAUACAAUUAAGGAGCUGCCUGAAAAUGUGCAGGCUUUAUUGAGGAAAUGCCUGACGUUUCUCCCUCCAAAAAGGUUACCUACAGUAUUUAGCCCUUUAUCAUUUCUUUAUACACCCUUCCAGAGCCCUUGGCGUCUGUUUGCCGCCUCCCUGCGCUGUGCUCAUUUACAGCUUCCUGAGGACAUCAGUGAACUCUGGAAAGAUGAUGAAGAGAACUACCUGCAAGAGCGAGCCAUUGAUGAGGUGCAUCAUCUGUGGUGUUUGGCAGGAGGAGACCUGGAGAAAGAGCUGACCAAUCAAGAGAUCAUCCAGUCCAAACCUCCCAUCUGCACCCUUCCCAAGUUCAUUUUGGAGGAUGGCGAGUCUUUUGGUCAAGGCCGCGACAGAAGUUUCCUCCUUGAUGACACAACUGUGACUCUUUCUCUUUAUCAGCUAAAAAAUAGGCUAAAGUAUGUUGCAGGAAAGACGUAUUAUCAGUUAUUAGAAGAUGAGCAAUCCAGCCUGCCUCAGUCUAACAGCAGUAAUGAACUGUCUGCCACCGUCACACUGCCCCUCAUUAUCCGGGAGAGAGACACCGAGUACCAGCUCACCCGCAUUGUCCUCUUCGACAGACUGCUCAAGGCGUACCCCUACAAGAAGAACCAGAUCUGGAAGGAGGCGAGGGUUGAUAUUCCUCCUCUUCGUCUAGGAGUUGAGGGGGAUAUCCAAUCUAAAUAUGACGGCAUCGAUAAGGACACACCUAUCCCCUCUGAUAGACAGGUGAGAUUGGGAUUUUAUCGCUGUCACCAGUACGAUGAGCUGCUGUCGUCACCUCAGGGUCACAUCAAGUGUCGGCGGGUGCUCAAGGCCUGGGUGGUGUCUCAUCCUGAUCUGGUGUACUGGCAAGGCUUGGAUUCGCUUUGCGCACCUUUCCUCUAUCUAAAUUUCAGCAAUGAAGCUCUUGCAUAUGCAUGCAUGUCGGCCUUCAUUCCCAAAUAUCUGUACAAUUUCUUCCUGAAGGACAACUCGCAUGUGAUACAAGAAUAUCUGACCGUCUUCUCGCAGAUGAUUGCAUUCCACGACCCUGAGCUGAGCAACCACCUGAACGAGAUUGGAUUCAUACCUGACGUAAGUGUAAAUAUUUCAAAAACACAUGAGAUCACAUCGAAAUCAAAUCAAAAUGAUGUCAUUGGACCUCGUCCCAUCGUGCACAGCUCCUUGUUGCCUCUUAAUUUCGACUCCUCCGGGGCCGUGCUGUCAUGUUUAGCAGCGAUGUUACAGUUGUGGGGCUGUAUGAUUUUGUUAUGGUACUCUUUUUUUUUGUGCAUUUUUGUAGCUAUUCUACAGCAGCUGAGGGACCGCCUGCUGGCCAACGGCUUCAACGAGUGCAUACUGCUCUUCUCAGACCUGCCUGAGAUCGACAUUGAACGCUGUGUCCGGGAAUCCAUCAACCUCUUCUGUUGGACUCCUAAAAGUGCCACUUAUCGCCAGCAUGCCCAGCCAAACAAACUUGCCAGUGACAGCAACAGCUUCGGGAAAACACCUUCCUAUUACUCUUCAGAAUAUCAAGACCUGACCAAAACGGACCUGAGCCGCGAGCCACUCAAGCUGAGCGAGCUGAAAGCAGAAGUGUCUCCGCGUAUCUCUGUGGAAGACCUCAUUGACCUGUGUGAGCUCAGUGGACCGGCUUGCUUUAAAACUGCUGUCAAGAGGGCCAGGACUGUGAAACCUAAGAUUCUGGCAGUGGACAUUCGGAGCCUUGAAGACUUCAGUCGAGGUCACAUCCCAGGCAGCAUUAACAUCCCGUACACCUCCACGUUUGGGCCGGAGGGGGAGCUGCUCCAGUGUCCCGCCACCAGCACAUUGGCUGGACACAGAUUCCGUGUCAUUGUGAUCCUCAGCAGUAUCAUGAAGAAUGCGACCACGUUUGCAGCUCACCUUGUGAAGGUAAAUUUCCCUCGCGUUUGUGUCUUGGAUGGUGGCAUGAACAAGAUGAAGUCCACUGGGCUGUUAACCGUCCCAUCCCCGCAGAUAUAAUUGGAUGUGCUUCUGUUAAAAGGGAAACUUUGUAAACUUUUUACAUGGUGCAAAAAGCGAAUACAUUUCUCAGCUAAUACAGUUUUCUUCUAAACUAUGUCAAGAGUUCUUUAAAGGCAUUAUGCAUGUCAGCGCUGAAAAGUUUGAACUUGAAAAUGAGUAACAAAACUAAAAACAGACUUUUGGGACCAAACAAAUCAACAAAAAUAAAGGUUUUUUUUACAAUA